AUGGGAAAGAAAAAAGAGAGACAGAAUGUCUUCCCUGAUGCUAAGAAGUUUAUGACAAAACAGAUAUACAAAAAGGGAGGCAGAAAGCCUUUCCGAAAAGCAAAUAGCUGUGCAAAGCGUCUGUCUGCCUUUGACCAACCAAGAGUUGGACGUUCAAUGGAAUCUAAGUUGGCAUCUUUAGGAAUUAAAACGUAUGGAGACUUGCAGUAUAUGACCAUGGCAAAACUUCAGAAAGAAUUUGGUCCCAAAACAGGUCAGAUGCUUUAUAGAUUCUGUGGCUUGGAUGAUAGACCAGUUCGAACUGAAAAGGAGAGAAAAUCUGUUUCAGCUGAGAUCAACUAUGGAAUCAGAUUUACUCAGCCAAAAGAGGCAGAAGCUUUUCUUCUGAGUCUUUCAGAAGAAAUUCAAAGAAGACUAGAAGCCACUGGCAUGAAGGAUAAAUGUCUAACUCUAAAAAUCAUGGUACAAAAGCCUGGGGCUCCUGUAGAAACUGCAAAAUUUGGAGGCCAUGGAAUUUGUGAUGACAUUGCCAGGACUGUAUCUCUUGACCAGGCAACAGAUAAUGGAAAAAUAAUUGGAAAGGUGAUGCUAAACAUGUUUCAUACAAUGAAAUUAAAUAUAUCGGAUAUGAGAGGGGUUGGGAUUCACGUUAAUCAGUUGGUUCCAGCUGAUCUGAACACUUCCACAUGUCCCAGUCACCCACUGAUUCAGUCAAGCCACUUUCCUCGUGGGUCACACUCUGUCCAUGAUGUCUUCCAAGUUUAGAAAGCUAAGAAAUCCACAGAAGAGGAGCACAAAGAAGUAUUUCUGGCUGCUGUGGAUCUGGAAAUAUCAUCUGCUUCUAGAACUUGCACUUUCUUGACACAUUUUCCUGCACAUCUGCCGACCAGUAUCAGUCCUGAUACUAACAAGACUGAGUCUUCAGGGAAAUGGAAUGGUCUGCAUUCUGUCAGUGUGCAGUCAAGACUUAACCUUAGUAUAGAGGUCCCGUCACCUUCCCAGCUGGAUCAGUUUGUUUUAGAAGCAUUUCCACCUGAUAUCCGGGAACAAGUAGAGCAAGUCUGUGCUGUUCAGCAAGCAGAAUCACAUGGCGACAAAAAGAAAGAACUAGCAAAUGGCUGUAAUACAGGAAUUUUGCCACAACCAGUUGGGACAGUGUUGUUGCAAAUACCAGAACCUCAAGAAUCGAACACUGACACAGGAAUAAACGUUAUAACCCUUCCAGCAUUUUCACAGGUGGACCCUGAGGUAUUUGCUGCCCUUCCUGCUGAACUUCAAAGGGAGCUGAAAGCAGCAUAUGAUCAAAGACAAAGGCAGAGAGAGAACAGCACUCACCAGCAGUCAGCCAGCGCAUCUGUGCCAAAGAAUGCUUUACUUCAGCUAAAGCCAGCAGCAGUGAAAGAAAAGAAACAAGAAAAAAAAAAAAAAAAACAAAACAAACCUAUCGGUUCCCCAAAAAGGAUUCAGAGUCCUUUGAAAAACAAGCUGCCUAACAGUCCCACAGAAACUCUGCCAGGGGCCUGCGGGAGUCCCCAGAAGUUAAUUGAUGGAUUUCUAAAACAUGAAGGACCUCCUUCAGAGAAACCCCUGGAAGAACUCUCUGCUUCUACUUCAGGUGUGCGAAGCCUUUCUAGUUUGCAGCCUGACCCAGCUGGCUGUGUUAGACCUCCAGCACCCAAUCUAGCUGGAGCUGUUGAAUUCAAUGAUGUGAAGACCUUGCUCAAAGAAUGGAUAACUACUAUUUCAGAUCCAAUGGAAGAAGACAUUUUGCAAGUUGUAAAAUACUGUACUGAUCUAAUAGAGGAAAAAAAUUUGGAAAAACUGGAUCUAGUUAUAAAACACAUGAAAAGGUUGAUGCAGCAAUCGGUGGAAUCGGUUUGGAAUAUGGCAUUUGACUUUAUUCUUGACAAUGUUCAGGUGGUUUUACAACAGACUUAUGGAAGCACAUUAAAAGUUACACAAAUAUACCCAGAGAGCCUGAUGCUCUCCGAUAGCUGUGCCAUAAGUGCUUGUGAGGUAUUUGCAAAGUGCAUGAUAGUAAUGCUCGGAGUUCUUAUAAUUUUAAAUUUCUUUUAAAGCAAGUGUUUUGUACAUUUCUUUUCAAAAAGUGCCAAAUUUGUCAGUAUUGCAUGUAAAUAAUUGUGUUAAUUCUUUUACUGUAGCAUAGAUUCUAUUUACAAAAUGUUUGUUUAUAAAAUUUUAUGGAUUUUUACAGUGAAGUGUUUACAGUUGUUUAAUAAAGAACUGUAUGUAUAUUUUG
This is a messenger RNA of Callithrix jacchus (white-tufted-ear marmoset), 2260 nucleotides long. The record is from RefSeq and is a predicted model, not a curated record. Lineage: Eukaryota; Metazoa; Chordata; Mammalia; Primates; Cebidae.